AUGGCGAAGGCUGCCAGCAUCAAGCCUCCAAGGACGUGGCGCCCUAGGCAAGACGGUUAUCCCCAUGGAGUGAUGACCGUUUCGGUCGAGCCAAAGGCCGCAGCCCCGGAGAAAACGGAUGAGGGACCACUCGGCCAUCGACUGUACGGCAUGACCCCUGAGAACCGUGAAAUCGUGGAGUUGGCUCUCAAAACGCUAAGGCAGAGAGGCUCCUCAUUACCGGUGGAUCCGACUAGGUCGUAUACCAGGCAAACCGAGAGGCCAGAGCAAGAGGGAUGCCAGGAAAGGGCCCGGUUAAGCCAUCUGGACGACUACUUAACGGCCAGGGAUGCGUUAGCUAAGGCUAGACAAGCCCUCGAGGAGGAGGUCGCGGCCUUAAACCCCCAUAAGAUCAAAGCGUCCACAGACGAUACCCCUGGGACUGCAAGGCCUAUGGUCGAAGGCCCCAGCGACCUUUUCUUUGGACAUGAGGUUGAGGACGACUUCACGUUGGGAAUCUCUGAUGAGGAAUACGAGGGGAUCCUCGACAUGGUUGAGGAAAAAACCCUUGCCAGUGGCGGCUGUGAGGCCAAAGAGGAAGCUGGUGGGGGAAACCAGCAGGAGCUAAAGGAGGUUAGCAUGAAUAUGGUCUUGGUGCUACCGUCCGAGUUUUCAGCCCCAAGAGGCCAAACCAAUGGCCUGGAUAAUGACGUGGCCGAGGAGCAGCUUGAUCAAAGGCCAAAAACAAAGGAGGAGUUGUUGGCCGUGGCUUUUAACGAGGUAAUACCUAGAGACGAGCCAAACAAAUACCGACACCUCAAGCCGUUGUACAUCUCGGCCCAUGUAGAGGGUGUGCCCGUGUCCAUUGUUUUCGUUGACUGUGGGGCGACGGUCAACAUCCUUCCCUAUUCCCUGAUGAAGAAGCUAGAUAAGUCAAAGGAGGACCUCAUCCCCAGUGACGUGGUCAUGAGCAGCUUUGUCCGCAAUAAAUCUAAGACCAUUGGGGUAUUGCCGUUAAAAAUCACCGUGGCCGACCAGACAAGAGUCGCGGCCUUCUCUUCGUAG
Messenger RNA from Prunus armeniaca (apricot), 1044 nucleotides. Lineage: Eukaryota; Viridiplantae; Streptophyta; Magnoliopsida; Rosales; Rosaceae. The record is from the annotation of a GenBank genome assembly.